Molecule: messenger RNA, 1167 nt
Organism: Linum trigynum
Lineage: Eukaryota; Viridiplantae; Streptophyta; Magnoliopsida; Malpighiales; Linaceae
Source: the annotation of a GenBank genome assembly
GUUGGCUCAAAGAGUUUCCGUGGAAGGGAAGAAGAGUUGAGCGUUGAGAGUCGGUGACCCGAUCGGCGAUCACAGGUGAGACCACCACUGAGCUGACGGCGGCAGAAAGCCACUCCGAUCCGAUCCCUUCUCGCUCCAAUGGUGCGCAAGCAUUACCAAGAAGCCAAGUCAGGCAUCGAGUAUCUGAAAUCGCUGAACUACAACAAGUACCUGAGCAGAGUGGGGAUCGGAAGAGACGACUGGCACUUCUGGAAGCAGAUAGGCAAGGCCCUGGCCUGCACCUACACCAUCUUCGGCCUGGCGUGGCUCUACAACGAGACCUCUCCGCUGGGUUGGUGGACGCUGAAGCCGAGACCCAAGGAAGAGAGGGAGCUGGCGCAUCUGUACGAGCGCCGGGAGUUUCCUUACCCCGGUGACACCGAAGCCAUGGAAGAGUUCGUCGCCAAGGGCGGAAUGAUCGGCACCACCAUCGGCCCCAAGGGCGUGGUGGAGACGACGGACAAGGAUUCGUACAAUUACCAGAAGGACCUGCUGAGCAAGAAGUUCGAUCAGGAGGCCGGGAAGCUGUGGAUCAGGAUGAGGAAUGAAGUCAUUCAGGAGCUGCAAGAGAAAGGUUUCGAGUGAAUCGUCAUAGUACCCAUGAUCACAAACAUCCCUUUUCAUUUCCCUUAGAAAGAUGUAAGGCACACUACUGUUCCUAUUUUGCGCGCCAUGUUCUUCUUCUCCUCCAAAUGUCGAGGGACUCGGUUUCGAAAUGCUCCCCAUGGAAACGCGACAUAUGAGAUGGAAUUCUGCAAAUCCUUACUCCAUGUUCAUGUAAAAUUUGGAUAAAGUAACUGUUCAUGUUGAACUGUUAAACAGUAGUGCUUGGACCAUUGUCGGUAUGUCUUUUUAAGUCCUGCACUUACUUAACAAAACUCCGGAUACCGCAUCAUGGAAAAGUUGGUGGGACUGGGAGAUUGAUUCUGCACGUAUUUGCUUAUGUAAGUACAGGAAUGAAAUCAUCCACACAAAGUGACAAAAAUGGGGACGAAAUAGGCCUAAGCAUUUUCGAGGAGCAGUGAGAGAGGAGACCAGAGUUUUGGGGUACACAUGGUACCAUUGACAAAAUCGAGUCAAGCUGUCCAAUUUCCCUCCUUCUUCCUCAAAUAAUGCAAUCGAGAUGCC